AUGAAUAAUUAUGAAAAAGUUCAUAAAAUUAUUGAGGAAGAAAAUCUUAUCGAAUUAAAAGAUUUAAAGAUAACAUUAAGUGAAAUUUCAAAUUUAUCGCAAUCCAAUAGGCAAAAUAACUUAUUUGAAUAUAAUAAAUCAAAAUUAUGCAAAAAAUGUAAUUUAUAUAUUUUCUAUUUAAUUAAUUUUAAAAAUUCUUCCAAAGAAAAUCGUAAGAGCUUACUUCCAUUAUUAAUUGAUUUACGUAAUAAGGAAAUUGAAGAUAAUAUAUUGGUAUCAAUCUCUACUAUAUUAUAUUACUACCAAAAUAAAAAUAUACUAAAAUGUCAUGAAAGUUACUAUUCUUUAAGUAUUGGUAACAUUGCUUGGCCAAUUGGAAUCACUAACGUUGGUAUUCAUGAACGUAACAUUAAGAAUAGUAAAAAAAGUAAUAUAAUGGUUAAUGAGGUAAGACGGUUAUGGAUGAGCAGUCUGAAGAGCUUAUUAAACUAA
Molecule: messenger RNA, 492 nt
Organism: Henningerozyma blattae CBS 6284
Lineage: Eukaryota; Fungi; Ascomycota; Saccharomycetes; Saccharomycetales; Saccharomycetaceae
Gene: PRP18
Product: mRNA splicing protein PRP18
Exons: 1
Coding region: 1-492 (163 amino acids)
Biological process (GO): generation of catalytic spliceosome for second transesterification step; RNA splicing
Cellular component (GO): U5 snRNP; U4/U6 x U5 tri-snRNP complex; U2-type post-spliceosomal complex
Source: RefSeq, a predicted model, not a curated record